AACGAAUUCACAGUCCCUGCCUUUGACGACCCUCGCUCUCCCUUCUCCAUGGAGAGUAUUCUGGUUAUCUGAAUUUUCGGAUUUCGCCGUUGGAAGGACUAAAUGCCGUCCUCAUUUCGAGACGUACCGGAUUUGUAUUCUAACUUUCUAAGCUACCAAUGGUGAGAUGGAUGGAGCUCCUUUGGCAUGCUUUGCUUCGGUUCUUCCAAGUGAAGAUACCCAGAUUCGACAGGGUAGACCUGUUCUCGAGGUUGCCACCUGAUGUACUGGCUGAUAUACUUGCACGUCUGCCAGUGAAGCAUUUUCUUCGUGCCAGAUGUGUAUCGAAGGCAUGUUGCGCUUUAAUUGACAGCCAAUAAUUUGUCAAUUUGCACAUCAAGCGUUCCAUCGAAACCAAAGCUAACCAUCAUCUUAUUUUGGAAGAACGCCAAUGGCAUGAUGAACUUCCUUUUCACGUAGCAGCAACAAGUUCCACUAAUAUGUAUUCGGCUAGUCUCGAUGAGGGACUCGAUAGACCAUUAACACCGUUGAGAAACCCACUGAAAUCUGGAAAGCAUGGCGCUCAAUUAUUGAGUUGUUGUAAUGGGUUGAUUUGGCUGGGAAACUCCCAGCAUGAUCUUGCAUUGUGGAACCCAUUCACUAGAAGUUAUAAAAGGAUACCUGCUGAGUCUGUAGAGAAAUCAAAUGGACUCUCUGAUAUAUGUCAUUACUCCUAUGGGUUUGGCCAAGAAUCCACCCGCAAUGACUACACCGUUGUGAGCAUCACACAAUUUGGACGUGAUAUCCAUGGCCCUCCAGUGACAUAUGAAGUAAAGCUGUAUAGUUUGAGAUCAAAUUGUUGGAGAACAGUGCAAGGUUUCCCUUAUCUUGGAUAUUUUGUUAGUAGAGUUGGGUGCUUUGCGAAUGAUGCUUUACAUUGGUUAUUGACUAAAUAUUCUAGUUCGGGUAAGGAUGUCAAACUAGUUGCUUUUAAUCUAGGGAAGGAGGAGUUUCAGGAGCUGACAUUGCCAAUGUACACUGAAUCUUUUGACCCAAGUUUCCUCGUUGUCCUUCAAGGAUGUUUGUGUGUGUUAGCAAAGGACUCUGGAUGCAAGCUUACAAUCUAUGCGAUGAAGCAAUAUGGGGCGAGAGAGUCUUGGACCAAGUUGUGCACUAUUGGAAACGGGGAUGUUCCUGGAGUUUUAGAGUGUGUGUGGCCUUUGAUGUAUUCAAAGAAGGGUGAUAAACUACUUUUAGUGGAGAACCUUCAAGAUCUUAUAUGGUUAUGACCUACAGGAGAAGAAAGGUUCAAGGGUACGAAUGUUCAACUACCUGCCUGGAUUUAAUGUAGAGGUUUCUUUAGAAAGCCUUGUCAUGCUUGAUGAAAAGGUGCAACUUCUAUGAGUGAAGAGAAAUGGAAGAAGACAGGAAGGAUAUAACAAUGAGGUAAAGCGUUGUAUGUUCUUUUGGGGAUUUGAGAACCUCCCAUUUUAGUAUUUGUAUUGCACAAAUGGAUUGAUUCUAUGGUGUUACUUUCUUUAUCAUGGCUGGUGCCGUCUUAAGCUUUACUGGGUUGUUUUCUUUGAAUGAAAAAAUCUUUAUUUUCUUAAAA
Tripterygium wilfordii is the source of this 1591-nucleotide messenger RNA. RefSeq names its product F-box protein CPR1-like. The coding region runs from base 480 to 1268 and encodes 262 amino acids. The record is from RefSeq and is a predicted model, not a curated record. The transcript is spliced from 3 exons. Lineage: Eukaryota; Viridiplantae; Streptophyta; Magnoliopsida; Celastrales; Celastraceae.